Boleophthalmus pectinirostris (great blue-spotted mudskipper) is the source of this 3663-nucleotide messenger RNA. RefSeq names its product membrane bound O-acyltransferase domain containing 7 (gene mboat7). NCBI's taxonomy places the organism in Eukaryota, Metazoa, Chordata, Actinopteri, Gobiiformes, Gobiidae. The record is from RefSeq and is a predicted model, not a curated record. The transcript is spliced from 7 exons. Gene Ontology annotation, biological process: lipid modification; phosphatidylinositol biosynthetic process. Gene Ontology annotation, cellular component: membrane; mitochondria-associated endoplasmic reticulum membrane contact site. Gene Ontology annotation, molecular function: lysophospholipid acyltransferase activity. The coding region runs from base 161 to 1336 and encodes 391 amino acids.
ACCCCCAACCUGCUGUAGUGGAUCAGUCAUCGCGUCGGAACCAGAAGUGAACGAAGGAUAUGGAUGAAUAAUGUUUAUAGUCCGAUUGCUUCAACACGAGGCGGGUCUGGAAGUUUUUACAGCGCCGCAAAGAUACCCUGCUUAAUACAAAAGUUUAGAGAUGUCGCCAGAGGAGUUAGUUUACCUGGGCAUACUCGGUGCCUCCAUUCUUGUUGGAUUUCUAUUUCGCUUUCUCAGCCCCCCUGUGAAGCAGGGAGCAGCACUCCUACUCGGCCUCUCUAUUACGAUUGCCACCUGUAAUGUUCACACACUCCACUCUCUGGUGACUGUGAUCGGGACAUGGAUCAUAGUCAGGACCAACUGGAGACAUGCUCCAGCUCUGAGUUUGGCUUGGACCUUCCUCUACCUCCUCUUCUUUCGACUGGUCACAUGGUUCAACCUGCCUCCGCCCACUCCAUAUGCCAAUGCUGUUCAACUGCUCCUCACUCUCAAGAUGGUGAGUCUUGCAAAUGAAAUCAACAGUUUUCACACCGAGAAGAAAAAGGAUGUGAGCUCCUUUAGUAAGUCGUCUGUGGUUGGAGGUUUGUCACAGGAACCGUCUCUCUACGAUAUUCUGUCCUAUAGCUACUGUUACGUGGGCAUUAUGACGGGUGAGUACACAGAAUUUAUAUGUACCGUAUAUUUAUCACUGCAUCGCUGCAUCACUGACUGCUCCCCCACCACACCUAAUGACUUUGUUUUCCAUAUUUAUAUUUGCAUUUUCCCUGAUCCCAGCGCUGAGGAAAAGUACGACUUCAAAACCAUCCAGAAUAUCGACUGCUACAACACAGACUUCUGUGUCAAAGUGCGUCACGGGAUGCGCUACUGGAACAUGACGGUGCAAUGGUGGCUUCAUCACUACAUCUACCCCAAUGCCCCCUUCAAAUCCUACACACUCAGGGCGGGCUGGACGAUGUUUAUCAGCGCAUAUUGGCACGGGCUCCACGCAGGGUACUACCUCUCAUUCCUCACCAUCCCCCUGUGCAUCGCUGCGGAGUCGGCCAUGGAGGCGUCCGUUAGAUCCAAACUAGGUCCUCGUGGCCAAAGCGUGUUUGACUGGAUCCACUGGUUUUUGAAGAUGAGGGCUUAUGACUACAUGUGCAUGGGCUUUGUGCUACUGAAAGCUCAAGACACAGUUAACUACUGGAUGUCCAUAUAUUUCAUCAUGCAUAUCAUUGCAGUCAUGUGUAUUAUAGUGGGCAAACUCCUGAAAAGUGGUAAAAGGGAACUAAAAAGACAAGAACAGGUUAGUGUCACAGACCCAGUAGAGAAAACUGAUGAGAAAAAGACUGAAUGAAUGUACAUGUGUUUAUUUUUAUUGGAAGAAGUGUAGAUAAUACUCUUCGGGAUUGUAAUUUUUGUUAAUACAGAAAUUUAUUGAGGAAUGCCAGACAUUUCAGUUACAUCCUAAAAAACAUAUUCAUUAUCUAGGCCUGUCACAACAAAUUCUGAAGCUUAAUACAUUGCUACGGAGAUGUAUAACAAUAAACAAGAUCACAGAAACUACUUUAUGCCACUUCCACGAAGCAGGAUAAUGCCAGUAAACCAUUUUUAAGUAGACAGUAUCAUUAAAAGGCAUGAAACACAACAAAUUGCAUAAUAAACUCAUAAUAAUUAGCCAUAUAAGUUAUUUAUUUUAUCCUCUAAAGCUUUAAUCUUAUUGUAUUUAAAUUAAAAUAACAAUAAUCUAGCCAAUUUUUGCAAAGAUGAUAAAUAAUGAGCCCCGAAAUAUAUUGUUCCAGCUUCCAUAUACUGAACGAAAGUCGAUAUAGUGAUUAUGACAGGCCUACCAAUGAUAUUUUCAAUUGUUUGUCAGCCCUUAAAGUUUUGCCUGAUACUAAACUAAAGUACAAUUUGAUGUUAAUGUUAAAAUGGUGCACUAUGUAACUUUUCUGCUCAUCUCCAUAAAGAUAUUGCUUUGCCUAGAAUCUUCCAUUUAACUUGUAUUUAUGAAGAAAAGCAGAUGGCACCACCAGGCCAAGUUACAGGUCUGAUUUGUGUAGAGGCGACGCUGCUCACAACAAGAAUUUCUGUUGCUCAAGGCAUUUCUUUACCAGUAGUUGAAUAUGUACAAAAUGAACAUGUUUUAUGCCAUAUUGUGAACAUUCAAAGCACAUGGAGAUGGCAGACCCUCACCAGAAAGUUACACAGUGCACCUUUAAAAUCAAAACAUUGCAUUGAGAAAUCUCCCUCUCCAGAGCUCAAAACUCCUGGUUCUACUUUAUAGGUUGUAGUCUAUGAAGUGCUCCUCUGUUACUGUUUUUAACCUCAUUUGAGCUGCUUGGCUGCUAUACUAGUUUGCUAGCAAGUUGGCCUUUUGUAGGCUUAGAAACUUGUAGGGAGUUACUUAAUGAUGCAGUGCAAUAUCUUAAGAUGUAAAGAUGUGUUCAAAAAGUCAGAUUAAACACUCUUGAAUAUGGGCUGCUCUUCUGCCUGCACAAAAAUCAUGCACAAACUCGUUCAAUAUGGACACCGUUGACCUGCCGAGUGAUUUAACUGUGAGCUGUACGAGCAAUGCACAUACUGUAUUUUUACAUUAGAUUUCUGUACUACUGUGGUUUACCUGCGACUGUGCCAUUUUCAAUGUCCAUCCACUGCCAGAACGUUUCAACUGCCAUCGAAGACCUGUCGGGUAGGAUUAAACACUUUUCUAAAUGGUAAAGAAUUGACAAAAAGACUGAAAAAUGAAUUGUUUGUACAGAUCUAAACUACAGGGUUAGUUGUUUUUAUGCAGAAUAAGACUUGGUAUUUUUGUGGAGGAAAAUUGCAGUCUUUGUGCUUUGAUAAUUGCAUCAACUAAAAUUGCUACUCCAAUUUAAUUGCAAUUAAUGUUACACAUUACAGACCGUCUGAGGGACCCGUCCUGCCUUUACACCGCCUUCCUUCCCCACCCCAGAAGCCCCUAAUUAUAUAUUUAAUUAUAUUGAAUAAAUUGAGGUUGAGUUCAAACAAUUCAAAUAUAUUCCUUAUACAACAUUUUCUCUAUUUGAAUGUACAGCAUGCUGAUCCGAUCUCUGUAUGUUGGUCUAAUGUCAAAAGCAGAUUCCUGUACCAUUCCUUCUCUGUAACAGAAUGCAUCUGUUUUCAAUCAGGGAUGCACUGAUACCAAUACUGGUACGAAAAAUGGUCAAUACUAGUAUCGAAAAAUCAGAUGGCUCAGUUAUAAUUGUUCCAUAAUAUCUGUUAAGUCGAUGUUAUGUUUAGGCCAUUAAUUGGAUGUAAUAAGACGAUUCACAGGUUGAUCUUGGUCUAGAAUGUUUCAUAAUGUUUGGACUUUUAUUCAUACAAAGCUGUUCAGUAGUGAUGCAGUAAAAUUAGAAUUGCAUACUACAGUUGAAUCUAUUGUGUAAUAAGUUUUUAAGGAAAUAAGUGCCAUUUUUCGUCCCCACACUGGUAUCGGUUAAUAUUGAGUAUCUGCAACUAUUAAAAGUUAAUUGGUAUCGGUACUGAAAAAGCAGGAUCGACACAUCCCUGUUUUCAAUGUUGUUAUCGAGACAUUCACUGUGUUCAUUUUUGUAACUUUGUUUAAACUUUACAUAACAUUGAGUUUAUAUGUAUAACUUUACAUAUAAUUGCAUUUUCAUGUCUGUAUAAUACUUUAAAUUAAACAUUUUUACAUAUCUA